Molecule: messenger RNA, 2184 nt
Organism: Euleptes europaea (tarantolino)
Lineage: Eukaryota; Metazoa; Chordata; Lepidosauria; Squamata; Sphaerodactylidae
Product: transient receptor potential cation channel subfamily V member 6-like
Exons: 15
Coding region: 1-2184 (727 amino acids)
Biological process (GO): calcium ion import across plasma membrane
Cellular component (GO): membrane
Molecular function (GO): protein binding; calcium channel activity
Source: RefSeq, a predicted model, not a curated record
AUGGGGAUGCUGCUGCCCGGGGAGCGCGGCUGGCCCCUGCGCCUGGGCGCGGCUCUCCUCCGCCGGCUGCAGGGCGAGAAGUCCUGGGAGAGGAAGCUGGACGAGAGCAACCUGCUGCAGCAGAAGAGGAUUUGGGAGUCUCCCCUCCUCACGGCUGCAAAGGAGAACGAUGUUCAAGCCCUCCAGAAAUUGCUCGCCAGCCAAACCUGUGACAUUCGUGAGAGAGGAGCUGUAGGGGAGACGGCUCUUCACAUCGCUGCUUUGUACAACAGCGUCGAAGCUGCCCAGCUCCUGAUGAAUGCAGCUCCAGACCUGGUGGAUGAAGCGAUGACCUCAGACCUAUACAAAGGGCAGACAGCUCUUCACAUCGCAGUGGUGAACAAAAACCUGAGCCUGGUGAAAGCUCUGCUUGAGAAAGGGGCAGAUAUUAACAGCCCACGAGCCACUGGAUACGUCUUCAGGCGCCGGAGCGACAACCUCAUCUAUUUCGGAGAGCACAUUUUAUCUUUCGCAGCCUGUGCAGGGAGCGAAUCAAUCGUGCAGCUGCUGAUUGAAAACGGCGCCGACACCAGAGUGAGAGACUCCUUAGGGAACACCGUCCUCCACAUCUUGGUCCUCCAGCCCAACAAAGCGUCAGCGUGUCAGAUGUACAAUCUGUUUCUCUGCUACACGAAGGAAGACGGGGAGCGGGGAGCCCUGGACUCCGUUCCCAACGACGAGGGGCUCACCCCGUUCAAGCUGGCCGGUGUAGAGGGCAACGCUGUGAUGUUCCAGCACCUAAUGCAAAGAAGAAAGCACAUCCAGUGGACCUUUGGGCCCGUGUCGUCCACCUUGUAUGACCUCACAGAAAUUGACUCGUGGGGUGAUGAUCAGUCUCUCCUGGAGCUUAUUGUCACCACUAAAAACAGAGAGGCUCGGCGAAUCCUAGACCUGACCCCCAUGAACGAGUUGGUAAACCUUAAGUGGAACAAGUACGGGAGGCCGUAUUUCUGCAUCUUGGCUGUAUUCUACGUGUUGUACAUGAUUUGUUUCACCAUGUGUUGUGUCUACCGGCCUCUGAAACACCGGGGCUAUAACAGAACAAGCGAAAGAGACAACGUGCUAUUCAUUCAGAAACCGUUACACGAAUCUUAUAUCACUCCAGAGGAUGACAUAAGGCUGGUGGGCGAACUCAUCACCGUGAUUGGGGCCGUACUAAUCUUGGUCCUCGAGAUUCCAGAUAUCGUCAGAGUUGGAGCCACCAAGUAUUUUGGACAAACAAUUCUUGGAGGGCCUUUCCAUGUGAUCAUCAUCACGUAUGCCUGCAUGAUCUUGGUGACCAUGGUGAUGCGUCUCACCGGUACGUCAGGAGAGGUGGUCCCCCUGUCCUUCGCUCUGGUGCUGGGCUGGUGCAACGUCAUGUAUUUUGCACGCGGGUUUCAGAUGCUGGGGCCCUUCACCAUCAUGAUCCAAAAAAUGAUCUUUGGGGACCUCAUGCGCUUCUGCUGGCUAAUGGCGGUGGUGAUCCUUGGCUUUGCAUCUGCUUUUUAUAUCAUCUUCCAAACGCAAGAUCCAGACGAGCUGGGCCACUUCUACAACUACCCCAUGGCGCUCUUCAGCACUUUCGAGCUCUUCCUCACCAUCAUUGAUGGGCCGGCCAACUACGAGGUGGACCUGCCCUUCAUGUAUGGGAUCACCUACUCCGCCUUCGCCGUCAUCGCCACCCUCCUGAUGCUCAACCUGCUGAUCGCCAUGAUGGGCGACACGCAUUGGCGUGUGGCUCACGAACGGGAUGAGCUUUGGAGAGCUCAGGUUGUUGCCACGACAGUCAUGCUGGAACGCAAACUCCCUCGAUGCCUCUGGCCUCGAUCAGGGAUGUGUGGGAAGGAAUAUGGACUGGGCGACCGAUGGUACCUCAGGGUCGAACGUCGCUGUGAACUCCGGCAGCAGAAGGCCAAAGCCUACGAACCCCACCGAAGGGACGCCUUUGAGAAGUACCUGAACAACAAGAAGGCUCUUCCCCCAGAGAACGGCGAACCGUUCUACUUGAAGAAGCAGGGACCCUUCGGCACCCCUUCGGACACACCCUGUUCAUCCCGGAGGAGCUCCGCUUGCGGCUGGGACAUCUUGCGCCGCAGCGCCUUGGGCCAAGGGCAAGGGUACACCAAUUACGGCAUGGAGGAGGAAGAAAUCUACCACGUCUGA